AUGGCGGACUCGUGCCGGAACCUUACCUAUGUGCGGGACUCGGUAGGGCCGGCCACCAGCACCCUGAUGUUUGUGGCGGGUGUGGCGGGCAACGGGCUGGCGCUGGGCAUCUUGGGGGCACAGCGGUGGUCGCGCCCCUCGGCCUUCGCGGUGCUGGUCACCGGGCUGGCGGUGACGGACCUGCUGGGCACGUGCUUUCUGAGCCCUGCGGUGUUCGUGGCCUACGCUCGCAACAGCUCCCUGCUGGGCCUGGCCCGGGGCGGCCCCGCACUGUGCAACGCCUUCGCUUUCGCCAUGACCUUCUUUGGCCUGGCCGCCACACUCAUCCUCUUCGCCAUGGCCGUGGAGCGCUGCCUGGCGCUCAGCCACCCCUACCUGUAUGCCCAGCUGGACGGGCCGCGCUGUGCGCGCCUGGCACUACCUGCCAUCUAUGCCUUCUGCACCCUCUUCUGCUCGCUGCCCCUGCUGGGCCUAGGCCAACACCAGCAGUACUGCCCGGGCAGCUGGUGCUUCAUCCGCAUGCGCUCGGCUGAGCCGGGCGGCUGUGCCUUCUCGCUGGCCUACGCCAGCCUCAUGGCCCUGCUGGUGGCCGCCAUCGUCUUCUGCAAUGGCUCCGUCACCCUCAGCCUCUGCCGCAUGUACCGCCAGCAGAGGCGUCACCAGGGCUCGCUGGUCCCUGGGCCGCGGGCUGGCGUGGACGAGGUUGACCACCUGAUUCUGCUGGCCCUCAUGACGGGCAUCAUGGCUGUGUGCUCUCUGCCUCUCACGAUCCACGGCUUCACCCAGGCCGUUGCCCCGGACAGCAGUGAGAUGGGGGACCUCCUGGCCUUCCGCUUCAACGCCUUUAACCCCAUCUUGGACCCCUGGGUCUUCAUCCUUUUCCGCAAGGCCGUCUUCCAGCGACUCAAGCUCUGGUUCUGCUGGCUGUGUCCCGGGCCCGUCCGUGGUGACUUACAGAUACCCCCCUCUGAGCCAGCCUCAGGGAGGAGGGACCCGAGGGGCCCCACUGCUCUUGGGGGGAAAGAGGGAAGCUGGGUGCCUUUGUCAGCCUGGGGUGAGGGUAAGGUGGCACCCUUACCUCCUGCACAACCGUCCAGCAGCAGCACUGUGGGAAUGCCAUCCAAAGCAGAGGCUGUUGUCGCCUGCUCCCUCUGCUGA
Molecule: messenger RNA, 1158 nt
Organism: Cynocephalus volans (Philippine flying lemur)
Lineage: Eukaryota; Metazoa; Chordata; Mammalia; Dermoptera; Cynocephalidae
Gene: PTGIR
Product: prostaglandin I2 receptor
Exons: 2
Coding region: 1-1158 (385 amino acids)
Biological process (GO): adenylate cyclase-activating G protein-coupled receptor signaling pathway; negative regulation of smooth muscle cell proliferation; inflammatory response
Cellular component (GO): plasma membrane
Molecular function (GO): prostacyclin receptor activity
Source: RefSeq, a predicted model, not a curated record